CUGACGCACCUCACCCCUCUCGGGACCGCGCCUCCCCAAGGGCUGAAAGGAGUUUCUGCCCCUUUAAGAAGUUGAGCUGUCCAGCACAGCAGGGAUUUCAACACGGACAGAUAGCGCAAUGAAGAGCAGCGUCGACCCGUCAUCAUGUGCACCGGGCUUCCGAGGACUGCCUGUCCCCUGCGACUUUUUGCCCUCUGCAUCCUUCUCUCCCACGCAGCAGCCUAUUUCGGCCUUACAGGUCGCGAGCCCAUGGUUUUUCUGGCCAGUCCAUUUGCCAACGAGCCUCCGAACAGUAAAGCGCACCUGAAGCAAUGCGAGCAGAUGACUUUGACGCGCCGGCAAAAACGCUUGUGCCGGCGAGAACCGGGGCUGGCGGAGACUUUGAGGGAAUCUGUCCGUCUCAGCCUCCUGGAGUGCCGCUAUCAGUUCCGCAACGAGCGCUGGAACUGUAGUAUGGACGGCCGUGGAAGCCUUUUAAAACGAGGCUUUAAGGAGACGGCUUUUCUGCACGCGGUGUCGUCAGCAGCGUUGUCUCACGCGCUGGCCAAAGCGUGCAGCUCAGGGCGCAUGGAGCGCUGCACCUGCGACGAUUCUCCUGGUCUACAGCAGCGCGAGGCCUGGCAGUGGGGUGUAUGCGGGGACAACCUCAAAUACAGCACUAAGUUUCUCAAGAAAUUCUUGGGGCAAAAACGGGUCAGCAAGGAUCUGCGUGCCCAAAUCGAUGCUCACAACAUUAACGUCGGGAUCCGGGCGGUGAAGAGUGGUCUUAAGACUACUUGUAAAUGUCACGGUGUCUCCGGUUCAUGUGCUGUGAGAACAUGCUGGAAGCAGCUCUCCCUGUUUCAAGACACAGGCCACCUGCUGAAGUUCCGCUAUGACACAGCCGUUCGAGUGCACAGUGUUACCAACUCCGCCACUGGGGAGAGCGAGCUGGCAAGCCCACGGCAUCAUAGCAACACGGGUCCCCGCCCACGACCCACCGAGCUGGUAUUUCUUGAGGAGUCGCCCAGCUUUUGCAGGCCGUCGCGUUACUCGCCCGGGACGGCCGGCAGACCAUGUUCAAAGGACACCAGCUGCAGCAGCCUGUGCUGUGGAUGGGGCUACAACACGGCCCUCCACCUCACCACCCUCUCCUGCCACUGCCAGGUCCGCUGGUGCUGUCACGUCGAGUGUCAAACCUGCCUCCGUGAGGAAGAGGUCUACACCUGCAAGAAACAUUGAUAAGAAGGAAACUGAGAAGACAAAGUGGAAAGUGAGGAAGCUUGAGGAUUUUAAGGCAUCUACUAGACAGAAGUUUGGAGGUUGUGAUGCAGGUUGUUGCAAACAAAAGUUUGGGGGAACAUGUUUAUUUAAUAUGACCAAUUGGUGCCUGAAAAAGCCUACAGUAUGACAGUUCUUCCAGCAUUCAUCCACCACCCCAGCUCCUCCUUCUUGAUUGGUUAAACUAGUCUAAAACCAGUCAAGGAAUUCAUAGGAGUUCCUACUUUAGGGCUUGGGUCAAGUCUCCAGAUCAAACCCUUUAACAUGGACAGCAAGCCAAAUAUGUAUACCCCUUCUCCAUAAAUGAUUAUGUGAACUUGUGAAACAAGUGUGGACAUACCUGGCCAUGGGUCCCAGAGUUUCUAGAAUGAAAAUUGCUCUUCUGCUGUCAAGGAACCCGAAUGAGACGUUUCAUCCGUUUCCCAGCUUCUCACAAGCAGUGGAGGUUUGAAUUGAACCAGACUACUCUUUUCUUCUGCAGUGAUAAACCAGCCUCACUGGGAGGUUGCCUGUUGAACGGUCUGUGUUGAUCGCACACUUAUGGAAAUGGACUAGCGAUCUGCAAGGUUUAGUUAUACUCAAACUAAUAGUUGGAAGAGAGAUGGCAGUCUGCUCACUUACAUUUCUGACUGCUCAUCUCUCUACCUGCCUAUAAUGUACAUUCAUAUCUCUCUGUUGCUCUGAGAGUCCACUUAAGGCUUCAAAAUAUACUGAGAGUAUGAAGCACUUAUGAAUGCAUUUAUCUGUGAAUAGUCAUAUAUAUGUAAGGAAGAAAGUACUUGCAUCUGUUAUGGCAUUCACAGUUAUAAUGCUUAACAAAGAUAUUACAAAUAUAUUGGGGGGGGGGGGGUUAUGCUGAUAAACUGGAAAUCUACUGGGAAACAGUCUGAUUCAUAGACUUCUAAUGAAUGUUAGAGAAAGUUAUAUAAUCAGAAAUGUUAUAUAUAGAAAUAUAUAUAUUUAAUGGCCAUUAAAUGGCUGAAUGUAUUUAUUAGAAUUAGAUAAAACUGAUCAACUUCUGCAACUUCAUGUAUACUUGCUGGUGUAUUCCAGACUGCAUUCAUUUGCCACAUUGCUGCAUGAUGUUGAAGUAUGUCAAAAACACAAGCAUUAGGGAUCGACCAGAACAACGUGUAUCAUUACAGCAUGACCCAUACGUCACCUCUCCCUACAGCUGCGUAUAGUGUGUGCAAACAUCUGGGCUUCUGAGUAUGUAGUUUCUAUUCAGUUUCCCAUCAAGGGUAAUGAAAGUGAGUAUGUCCCAUCCAGAACAAAAGGAAAACAUCUCCUUCCCUAGUAAGCAAGGCUCUCUGGUCUAUAAAGUCUGUAAGCUCUUUCAUGUGUGUGAAGCCUUUGACAAACUCCAUUCCAGUCCCUUAUUAGCCCAUUACCAAUCAGAGCAAAUACCAGUGCUUGUUCUCCAGAAUGUGCCGAAAGCAGAAAAAGUUCAAAGUUGGUAUGCUGGAUGCCCAAUUGAGGCCUUUGUUACAGGUAGAUUUACGAAUAAAAAUAAAUAGAUAAUAGUACUUAUAUAUACUGUAUACUUGUUUUUAGCUUCAUUUUAUAUUCAUUUUGUUCAAAUCAUUCUUGUUUCAUUUUUAUAGUUCUUAUUUAAAAGUAUUUCAUUUUUUUUUUUUAAGAAGGCCAAAUAUGAGUGGAAAUGUUGAAAAUCAGUUGUAUGGGGACAAAUUUUAGACACACAAAGUAUUACUCAUAAAUAUUUUCUGUUCAAAUUAAACAAUACAUGCAUUUAAUCACUUAAUAAUUGAAACUCAAAUUUAAAGUAUGUGAAUGUGAGCAUGUUCUUGUCUACUUGUUUGUGUGUGUGUGUGUGUGUGUGUGUGUGUGUGGUGAUUCUGGGAAGGCAGAAAACUGCAGUAAAAUUGGCCACAUCAAUCAAGUGGAAGAAAGUCCAAGCCUUCGGUAACAUGCCAUUCAGCUGACUUGUUGAACUUGUUGAAGUACAUAUGCAUGUUAUGAAAGCUUUCUCCUGAAAUUGAUUCUGUGUCUAUGAAAGAGACUUUACUAAAGAAAGAGAGUUAUCACACUGAGUCAGCACAUGCAAAUAUCUGAAACCCCAGUGGUGGCUGUGAAAAUACAAAUUAGAUAGUUUCCUACUUCUGAGUGUAUGUGUGUGUGUGUGUGUGUGUGUGUGUGUGUGUGUGUGUGUGUGUGUGUGUGUGAAUGUGAGUGUGUUUCUUUGCUGCAACAGCCAAAAUGGUAACAUUUAUAGCACAAAUAUCUGAAAUGAACCCUCUGUCAACCUGUGGGUUAUGGAGUCUGUGUUUGUUUGUGUUGUCAUAGCUUUAACAGUGUAAUGUUUCACUUUGUGUUUUCAUGCUGGGGAUUUUUGCUACUACCUCACCCAUACAAAGGGGGAAAUUAAGUACUUAAUAGUUUCUUUUUUUCUUAGAUAUUUAAGACAAUGCUUCUUUUAAAAGCUUUAGCCUGAAAUACAGAUGCAUUUACUUUUUUCUUUUUUAACUUGACCUAUUUCUUUAUUUAAGAACCAAUGUAUCAUAUUCAAAUAAAACAAUACAUUUGUAAAAAUGAUGUCUGACAUUUGACAACAGAUUCAACUCUUCAAAUUAAAU
Messenger RNA from Carassius auratus (goldfish), 3854 nucleotides. RefSeq names its product protein Wnt-9b-like. Gene Ontology annotation, cellular component: extracellular region. The coding region runs from base 145 to 1221 and encodes 358 amino acids. NCBI's taxonomy places the organism in Eukaryota, Metazoa, Chordata, Actinopteri, Cypriniformes, Cyprinidae. Gene Ontology annotation, molecular function: cytokine activity; frizzled binding. The record is from RefSeq and is a predicted model, not a curated record. The transcript is spliced from 4 exons. Gene Ontology annotation, biological process: multicellular organism development; neuron differentiation; cell fate commitment.